UCUAACUUUGAGUUAAUAACUAUCAGUUACUAGGCUAUAGCUAAAUAUUAACAAAAACCACAAACAAAAAAACCGAAAUGUUGCAGGUUGACAAAACAAGAAGUUGAGGCUGCGUGUUGGAAGAGCUUGCUUUCUCAAAAUUUGAGCCGGCGGGUUGACACAGUCAUGUCAAUGGCAAAAGGCACCGCUGUUCUCAGAACAGCACUCUUCUGCAUUUUAUCAGGUUUUCUGGCUGAAUUGACAGCGAUAUCUGACAACUGUCAAGCUCUAUUGAUGGUGAAACCUACACCAUCGAUUAAUCCUGCUACAGUGAAUAAGGGAGACACAGUGACACUGACCUGCAGCACCACCUGCAAACUUGGCACAAACCCCCUCUACAUCUGGUACCACAAUACACAGCCUGUCACCAACAAACACACAGUCAAUGGCAACACUCUGACCAUCAACUCUAUUAACAAUGGUUAUGCUGGCCGUUACUCCUGUGCUGUGAGAGGACAAGAGGAUCGUCCAUCACGUGCUGUGUGUAUUUUUAGAUGCUUUGGCGUGGCUUACAACCCAGAGAGUGUGUGUGCCUUGGAGGGCUCCUCAGUGGAGUUGCACAGCUACUACUCAUACCCUGAUGGCCUCACAGUUACAGAGACAUUCUGGUUCCAACAUUCCCCCACACCUACUGAUCUGAGCACAACUGAACAUUACAAAAACCGUGUGACCUAUAGUAGUAGUUCCAGUAACCACACUCUAAGAAUCACAAAGCUGAAGUCUGAUGAUAUGACAGAUUAUGGAUUCAGGAUUAUAACCAAAACGAAAGGGGGGUGGUCUGGGUCCUAUGUCCGUCUCAAUGUUACAGGUCUACAGGUGCAGAUUAAUCCUGCAUCAGUGAAUGAGGGAUCCAGAGUGACACUGACCUGCAGCACCACCUGCAGUCUGAGUAGCAACCCCACCUACAUCUGGUACAAGAACACACAGCCUGUCACCAACAAAUACACAGCUACUGGCAACACCCUGACCAUAAACUCAAUUCAGAAUGAGGAUGCUGGCCGUUACUCCUGUGCUGUAAGAGGACAUGAGGAUCACCCAUCACCUGCUGUGUGUGUUUUUAAAUGCUAUGGUGUGGCCUACAACCCAGAGAGUGUGUGUGCCUUGGAGGGCUCCUCAGUGGAGUUGCACAGCUACUACUCAUACCCCGAUCGUUAUACAAUCACAAGCACAUAUUGGUUCAUAGAUGGCAAAAUGGAAUACAAUUUAAGCACAAAUGGCCGGGUGACGUAUACUGGUAACAGCAGUAGCCACACUCUAAGCAUUAGGAACCUGACUAGUGAUGACACCAGAAACUAUAGAUUCAGAUUUACAACCAAAGAAGAAGGAGGGUGGUCUGGGGUCAAUGUCGCCGUCUCUGUAACAGGUCUGCAGGUGCAGAUUAAUCCUGCAUUAGUGAAUGAGGGAUCCAGAGUGACACUGACCUGCAUCACCACCUGCAGUCUGAGUACCAACCCCACCUUCAUCUGGUACAAGAACUCACAGCCUAUUAGAAAGGAAUACACAGCUACUGGUAACACCCUGACCAUAGACUCAGCUACACCUGGAGACAAAGGAAACUACUCCUGUGCAGUUGAGGGACAUGAGAGUCUGCAGAGUACUGUCAAAGUCAGAUAUGGCCCCAGAAAGACUGUGGUAUCAGUUGAUCCUUCUGGUGAUCCAAAGGAAGGGGAUUCUGUGAAUCUAACCUGCAGCAGUGAUGCAUUCCCGCCACCACGGUUCACUUGGCACUACACUAGUUUAGGCCGGUUUUCAAAUGUUUUAUCAAGUAAGAUUUACAGGUUUAAAAACAUCCGCCCUGAGCAAAGUGGACAGUACUACUGUGAGGCUCACAAUGUAAUGGGACAGAACACAUCUGCAAAAGUACAAAUAAAUGUACAAUAUGCACCAAAAAACACCUCAGUGUCAGUCGGUCCCGCUGGUGACAUUAGAGAGGGCAACUCAGUGACUCUGACCUGCAGCAGUGAUGCCAAUCCACCUGUAGUGAACUACACGUUAAAGACGCUUGAGUCUACACCUUCAUCUUCAAGGUUACAAGGAGGAAGGAGUUACAACAUCACCAACAUCACAGCUGAGGACAGCGGCCAUUACUACUGUACUGCAGAAAACAAAUAUGGGGCCCAAAACUCCAGCACUACACAUCUGGAUGUGCUCUACUCUCCCAGAAAAACCGCAUUGUCAGUCAGCCCCCCUGGUGACAUUAGAGAAGGCGACUCUGUGACUCUGACCUGCAGCAGUGAUGCCAACCCACCUGUGGACAACUACACCUGGUACAGGAGCGCUGGCGAUGAUACUGUUGUCCUGGGAACUAGGAGAGUCUCCAACUUCACGGUCAUCCUAGUCUCAGGUCUGGAAGGACAUUACCACUGUGAGGCAGGAAACAGACUCGGAAAGGACAACUCAACCAGGGUCAAAGUCAUCUUACAAGAUUCUGGCUUUUACAAGAUACUGUUUCCUGUUGUGGGAGUCAUCUCCGCCGUAGGUCUCCUGCUGCUCUGUACAAUAUUCUGGAGGAGGCAGAAGUCCAAUGCGCCCACAACUCCACAGAGCACAGGCAGCCGGCAGCAGAGUGGCCCAACACACUGUGACAAUGACAAUGACAAAGGUGAUGACGACGAUACCGAUGAAGUUCAGUAUGCCACCGUUCACUUUAAGAAGAGGACCGAUAGCAAACAGAGUUGA
Engraulis encrasicolus (European anchovy) is the source of this 2718-nucleotide messenger RNA. Its product is annotated as vascular cell adhesion protein 1-like. The record is from RefSeq and is a predicted model, not a curated record. The transcript has 15 exons. Gene Ontology annotation, cellular component: membrane. Gene Ontology annotation, biological process: cell-cell adhesion. The coding region runs from base 166 to 2718 and encodes 850 amino acids. NCBI's taxonomy places the organism in Eukaryota, Metazoa, Chordata, Actinopteri, Clupeiformes, Engraulidae.